ACGCAAUCAUUACAUGAUCAUAUUUUAUUUGUUAACCAAAUACAUAUCGAUAUAUCUGGUCGGCGAUUUGCCGCUAUCAUAAUUUCUUCCACCUCCUCCGUUUUCAGCGGCCGGAAUCCCACGGUGUUUCCCUUUUCUGGUUUCGAGUUUAUCAAAAUCCUAGUCUUUAAUCUUGGUAUACAUAACAAGCAAUACUCAGUUUGGUUAGUUUUUAAGGGGAAAUGUAAUCUUUUUUCCCUUUCCAUUUUUCAAGAUUUACAAAAAGUUACUCCAUUAACUGAUACCCGAACAAACCAAAAGGAAUCCACCGGCUGAUUUGAGAUCUAGUUGAUGUUUGAUUGCUGCAGAAUGCGGAUCUAAGAUCUGGUUCGAGUCUUAAACAUUGAAAUGGAACAAAUUGUAGAAGAAGCUCGUAGAGCUAAAGAGAAUGCAGAAAAGCUAUUCGCCAUGAAAGACUUUGCAGGUGCAAAAUGGUCUGCAUUAAAGGCUCAAGCUUUUUGCCCCCAGCUUGAAGGUAUCGCUCAAAUGGUGGCCACUUUUGAAAUACACGCUGCUUCCAACACCAAAAUAAACGGAGAAAUCGACCUUUAUUCAGUUCUCGGAUUAAACCCAUCUGCAGACAAAUCCACACUGAAAAAACAGUACAAAAAGAUGGCUGUCCUUUUACACCCAGACAAGAACAAAACCAUUGGAGCCGAUGAAGCUUUCAAGCUCGUUUCAGAAGCAUGGACUGUGUUGUCCAAUAAUACAAAAAGAAACAUAUAUGAUCUGAGAAGAAACAAGAACUUAUUAGCCAUGGUUGCACCUCCUAGACUUGACACGUUUUGGACUGUGUGCACAUCGUGUCGAGUCCAGUAUGAAUAUCUUCGAAAGUAUGUGAACAAAAGAUUAUCAUGUAAGAACUGUCGUGGGGUUUUCGUCGCCGUUGAAACGGGAGCUGUUCCAGUUACGUAUUGCCCAUGGUCGUAUACUGUAGAUAACGGGUUAGCAAGCCAUACACACGGGUCGGAUUUGGGUUUUCAUUCUGGAUAUGGGCCCGAGUUCACCAACAACGUCUCGUUUCAGUGGAACACUUGUUCGAUUUCAGAUCCUAACGGAUUCUCCUACAAUUCCGUGAACACUGUUCAUAACGCUAACGGAAAAGUCGCCGGAGCAAAAGUGAACGGAAAUGGUGAAAUUCCGAUUGGUAAGGUUGGUAGAGCUCCGAAGAAACGAAAGAAUGAAGUGAGUGAUGGGAAUGGUGAAAUGGGUUCAUUUACAGAACCAGAUGCGGUGGUUGCUGCCACGUGUUUUGAUGCCAGAAAGUUGUUAAUUGAUAAAGCAAGAUCCGUGAUUCGUGUCAAAUUGGAAGAGAUGAAGUUGGAUUUAAAGGCCGAAAAGAAUGGGAAAUUAACGAAGAGAACUAUAGUAGUACCCGACCCGGAUUUCCAUGAUUUUGAUAUGGAUAGAUCAGAGGAAGUGUUCAAAGCGAAGCAGAUAUGGGCGAUUUAUGAUGAAGAAGAUGGAAUGCCUCGGCUUUACUGUUUGAUUCGCCAGGUUUUGUCUGUGAAACCGUUUAGGGUUUAUAUCAGUUACUUGAAUUCAAAAACGGAUUCAGAAUUUGGUUGUUGUAAAUGGAUUGAAUCUGGAUUCACCAAAUCGUGUGGCAAUUUUAGGGUUUUUCAUUCGGAUGUUGUUGACCAUGUCAACAUUUUUUCUCAUCUUUUGGGGAGAGAGAAGGCUGGGAGAGGUGGUUGUGUUAGGAUAUACCCGAAAUCCGGCGACAUAUGGGCGGUGUACCGGAACUGGUCGGAAAAUUGGAACCGGAAAACACCAAAAGAGGUGGUGCACCAGUACGAAAUGGUGGUGGUUCUUGGUGAUUAUUCCGACGAACGUGGUGUUUGUGUGGCGGAUCUGGUGAAGUUAGAAGGGUACAAAACGGUGUACAUGCGGAACCCUAAUGAGAAUUCGGUUCGGUGGAUUUCAAAGAGAGAAAUGUUGCGGUUUUCACAUCAGGUUCCAUCUUGUUUGUUACAAGGUGAAGGUUUGAAUAUGCCAGAUGGGUGUUGGGAUCUUGACCCUGCUGCAACACCGGAAGAGCUGCUUCGGGCGGCAAUGGAGGAAUCGGCUGCCACCCUGGCGGCUGUGAAUGGUGGUGGAGGUGGCUGAAGAGGGUGGUUAGGAUAUUUAUUCUGACAAGUUGUGAGAUUGAUAAUGUACAGAUGAUCUAAACACAUAUAGUGAUCAAUGAGGGAGAAUUGGUAAAAGAAUUUAGAUAUAGGUGCAAGCUCACAUUUGUUUUUAGAGGGCUUAAUUUGUAUCAUCUUUAAACUUUCCUAUGAGAACCUUUUAAAACUAACAUGCAACUUUGGGAGUCACUUUCCCAACCAUCUACAAGAAA
Lactuca sativa (garden lettuce) is the source of this 2380-nucleotide messenger RNA. RefSeq lists its product as uncharacterized. The record is from RefSeq and is a predicted model, not a curated record. NCBI's taxonomy places the organism in Eukaryota, Viridiplantae, Streptophyta, Magnoliopsida, Asterales, Asteraceae.